Molecule: messenger RNA, 1572 nt
Organism: Linum trigynum
Lineage: Eukaryota; Viridiplantae; Streptophyta; Magnoliopsida; Malpighiales; Linaceae
Source: the annotation of a GenBank genome assembly
AUGUCUCAAACAUGUUUAAUACUCGCCAGCUCACUUCUCUUGCUCCUCUUCAUUCCUAUAGCGUCUUCGUCGUUGCCCCUUUCUUCAUCUGGAUCGCGCUCUCUUCUUCGGGCUUUAACCGGCGGCAAGCCUGCCGGAGUCGAUUACGCCGUCGAUUUGAACGCCACCAGCUUCGAUGCGGUUCUACGAGACACUCCAGUUACUUACGCCAUCGUUGAGUUCUUCGCCAAUUGGUGUCCUGCAUGCCGAAAUUAUAAGCCUCAAUACGAAAAGGUUGCAAGGCUGUUCAAUGGUCCUGAUGCAGUUCAUCCUGGCAUUUUAUUGAUGGGAAGGGUUGAUUGUGCAUCAAAGAUAAACAGUGACCUCUGUGAUAAGUUCUCCGUGAGUCAUUAUCCUAUGCUAUUUUGGGGCCCACCCUCCAAAUUUCCUUCUGGUGGCUGGCAACCUACAGAAGAGAAAAGUGAAAUUCUUGCAAUUGAGGUUGAGGAUGCACGGACGGCUGACAAAUUGAUUGCUUGGAUAAACAAGAAACUUGGGAGCUCAUACAGUUUAGAUGAUGACAAUUUCGAAAAUGAGCAUCUUCCAUCAAACAUCUCAGACCCUCAGCAGAUUGCUCGUGCUGUGUAUGAUGUCGAGGAAGCAACAGCAAGUGCCUUUGAAAUCAUAUUCAAACACAAGAUGAUCAAAUCUGAAACUCGGGCUUCCUUUAUUAAAUUCCUUCAAAUUUUAGUUGCACAUCAUCCUUCUAAGAGGUGCCGGGAGGGUAGUGCAGAAGUGCUAGUAAACUUUGACGAUUUGAAUCCGCCAGACACAUGGCUGGCUAGUGAGCAGGAGGCUAUUGAUAAUGGCAAUGCUGUGCUGGGAACUUUUCGCAUUUGUGGAAAAGAUAUUCCUCGAGGAUACUGGAUGUUCUGCCGCGGAAGCAGGAAUGACACAAGGGGCUUCAGCUGUGGGUUAUGGGUGCUGCUGCACUCUCUAUCUGUUAGAAUCGAUGAUAAAGAGAGCCAGUUUGCAUUUACAACAACAUGCGAUUUCGUGAACAGCUUCUUUGUUUGUGAGGAGUGUCGCCAACAUUUUCACAAGAUGUGUUCAAGUGUUAAAAGUCCCUUUGGUACAUCGCGGGACUUCGUCCUUUGGUUGUGGAGUACACAUAAUAAAGUUAAUGAGAGAUUAAUGGAGGAAGAGGCAUCGUUGGGGACUGGCGACCCCAAGUUCCCCAAAAUGAUUUGGCCUCCGAAACAACUUUGUCCUGCAUGUUAUGGCUCUAACAACAAGGCUAAGGAUAGACGCAAUGAGGUUGACUGGGACAUGGAUGAAGUCUACAGAUUCUUGGUGGACUUCUAUGGCAAAACACUGGUUUCAUUGUACAAGAACAAGGAUGUGGGGCAUGAAGUGCUCUCUGGAUCUAGCGAGGAUACAGUGGCAUCAACGAAUGCAGUUGUUGUGCCGGUAGGAGCUGCAUUGGCGAUUGCUCUAGCGAGCUGCGCUUUCGGUGCUCUUGCCUGCUACUGGAGGUCACGGCAGAAGAGUCGGAAGUAUUACCACCAACUACACUCUUUAAAGAACAUUUAG